GCCUGCAGCCAGCUCAAUCGGCCCUUGCAGUGCUGAGAUAAGAAGCUAGCGAAGUUUGCAACAUGCAAGUUCUCGCCGCAAUCACGCUGCUCGCCGGUGCAUCGGCACUCGUGCCGCCGUCGCAGCGCCGCAGUGGUGUUGCACUCAGAGCUGGCUUUGGAGCAGCCACCAAAAAGAGCAAGGCGAAAUUCGUCAAGCCGGGCAAAGGGCAGUGCAUAAAUCAAAUUCUCGCGGCGCGUCUCCGUCACUGCUAUUAUCAUGGCUCCACGCCAUCGAUGCGACGUCAGCGAAGGCGUGGCGGUGUGGUCUCUCGAGUCACUGGUUAAUUUGCGCACAGGCAAAAAAGACCUCGAGAAGCAAUGGGAGAAUUUCUUCGUGCACCAGAGGUCUGGGAGCCGCCUCUUCUCGUGCGAGUCAGUUUGGGCGCGUGCUGGAGAAGGCGAGUGGCUGCGCGUCGGCGCCGUCGUGACGAAGAGCGACGACGUGAGCAACGCCGACGCCGUCGCGGCGCAGAAGAAACUGAUUUCGUGGAGCGCGACGCAGCUCUUUCCGGCGCUGAACGCGAAAAAGGGCCAGGCUCCCGAGCUCGGUUUGGGCCCCUACGUCGACGACGAGAAGGACGACGAAGGCGACGCGUCAAAAGUUGCACCCGUAGGCAAGGGCGACAAAGCUGCACCGCUCUCCGACGUCGGCUUCAAGCCGAUCCGCUCGCCGCUCGACGAGCACCGCGCCGGCCUCGGGGCGACGCUGCUGAACAAGUCCGUGGGCAAGGGCUCGGCGAAGUUCAAGGGAGCGGCGGCCGCCGCGUCGGCGGCGCCCGGUGCCGCGGCGGACUCGAAGGGAGUGUUGUAAUCUAGGACAUG
Molecule: messenger RNA, 863 nt
Organism: Pelagomonas calceolata
Lineage: Eukaryota; Pelagophyceae; Pelagomonadales; Pelagomonadaceae
Source: the annotation of a GenBank genome assembly